AUGCAACGAGACGAUGCCGCCGCCCAUACCACCGUAGCUGCGCCGCCCGCCUCCAAGCAGCAGCAACAGCAACAGCAGCCCAAGGCACUCCGUUUUGUCACCAACUACGGCGCGCCGCAUCCCAAACGACGACGGAUUGGCGCCGCCUGCCUGACAUGUCGAAAGCGCAAGACUGCAUGCUCCGGCGAGCGACCCUUCUGCGAGACGUGCAAGCAGAACAAGCUCGAAUGCGCCGGCUACUCUACCGAGACUCCUGCCAAUCCAGGCCAUAAGCGAACUGCUUCAGAGCGGAGGGCUUCAGAGCAAGAUGGAGGUUCCAGACAAGACUCUUCCAGGAAGAGUCCGUUCUCGCCGAAUACCGAGCAAAAGGGACUGAAUGGACUGUCGCGCACCAUCUUUGGUGGACAGUCGCCUAGGAACAUGGCCGAAAGCACUGCACAAUCGGCCGAAGGCUCGAAGAAUGGAGAUGCUGCACGCGAUUCACUAUUCUCUGGCCCUCGAAAUCGUAUGCCCUAUUUCAGAUGGCUUGGUCCGACUGCCAUCAUGCCAGGAUUCAAGCAGAUGGUUGUCAAAGUCAAGCGCCAAGACACUGAUGUCGCUCGAUCAUCCACCAAUGGAGAUCCUGUGCGCUCGCCGUCGUUAAACAAUCUACAUGCAACCGAACCGAGAGUUCCAUCGCUGUAUUCGAACACUCCGGCGGCCGUGGAAUCUGACAUGCGGACACCUUUGAAUCUACCUUUCUACGACACCUCGCCCAUGCCACCAAGUGAGCUAAUCACACACCUAGCCAACACCUUCUUCACACAUCUUGGCUGCAAUUAUCCAUUCUUGCAGAGAGAGCGAUUCCUACGCGAUCUGGAGGAAAAGCAGGUGGACGCGAUCUUGGUGGAUGCCGUUUGCGCCCUGGCUGCUCGCUUUUCCACCCACUCUCUUCUGACCCAGGCCGCAAAUGAGGGUGAGAACAAGACCAGCCCGGCCGAGUAUGGACAUGCGUUUGCACAACGAGCGAAGACGGCCUUGAUCGAUACGUACGCUUGUCCCAGUGUGGCUGCGGCGCAGGCGGCUUUACUUCUUGCCUAUAACGAAUUUGGAGAGCAGCGUGACAGUGGACUGUGGAUGUAUCUCGGCAUAUCAAUACGGCUCGCGCAGGAUCUUGGACUGCACAAACUCGAAGGUUUACGAUACGUCGGCAAAGACGGUCCUACACCAAAGGCCGUGAAGCGAGAGUCGCAGAGUGGAUCGAAGUCUACAGAUACCGUGCCUACCCUCGGCAGCAUGCACAAGGCUGCAUUUACAGCAAAAUCUGUGGAUACGGCAAGGCAGAGUCCUGAGGAGCAAAAGGAGAUGGAAGAGACGAAAGCGGUCGAGCAAGAGCGUGUUGACACGUUCUGGGCCAUCUUCUUCCUUGAUCGAGUUGUCUCGUCUGGCACUGGCAGAAGGAGUACUCUACGCGACAAGGACAUCGAACUGUCCUUCCCAUCACUUACCGACACCUAUGGCAAAUCAGACUGGCCUCCUCCAUUUCCUGCUUUGAUCAGAAUCGUCCAUCUUUACGGAAGAGUCGCCGAUCUCCUCAAUAGCAUCAAGGAGCCAACGGACAUCACCGCAGACACGCCGAAACGCCUAGCAGCGAUGGAGCAUCAAGUCACCAAUUUCUAUCAAGGCCUUUCAGCUCGAUUGCACUUUGAUGCAGUCAACUUCCAGCACUACAUGAAGGCUGGCGAAGGGACAAACUUCGUCUUGCUUCAUUUCUGGUUCCACUUGCUGAUUGUCCUACUACAUCAACCUACACUUCUCAAGACCUUCGAAGGGCGCAUGCUGCAACUGUUCCCAAAUUCGCAACAGCUAUCUAUGAGCAGCGCCAAGACCAUCGCCGACAUCCUCAGCUAUUCGCAACUCAUGGAUGCCAAAGCAUCGCUCGGCAACCCUUUCACUACCCAGCCCAUCUACAUCGCAGCAUGUGCGUUCCUCAAGGAGACCGCCGAGCAGACAGCCACAAGCAACGCACAAUCCCGCGCCACCAGCCCUUCCCGCAGUAAGGACACGACUUCGGACAGCACCCCGUCAACAAUUGGCACACCGCUACAGACAUUGAGAAAGGGCUCCAUCUCUGGCAUCGCCAUUAGUAACACCUCACCUGGCGGGAAAACUGACACAGCAGAGGGUAAGAAACAGCUGGCAAAGCAUACUUUACUUGCCACUGCAGCCAGUCAGCACUAUCAGCUGUGCUAUAAGGCGCUACAGUCUCUGGAGACGUACUGGGCUGGCACGAAGUAUAUCCUGACGGUGCUGGAUCAAAAGUUUGAAGGCGUUGGGGAUCCAUUGCUAUACACUGUGGAAGAAGGAGAGUCGUCGAUGGAACAGCCUCGACCAGAACCCGCAUUCACCUCACCAGGAUGGCGAAGAAAGCUCAGCUGGGGACCAUACGGUACCAACUCUAGUAUGGAGAACAUCCAGUCACCUUUCUGGCCACCAAAAGGAUUCGGUCAUGUGCCUGGCAGCCCCAAGGGUGUGGAUCCUAGCAAAGGUGCGUAUAUGGGUGCGCAAGAGCCACCUGCCGUUGGAACCACUGACAAUACGUACACAGCCAUCGGCUGGACGUUGACGGGAACGAUGAACUCGCCAUCGACAAAUCUGGCAUGGCAUUACGCCAGUGGGGGCAAUAACCCCAACAUUGAUCCACGACUCAGCUCGCUUAACCCAUCUGAAUUUGAGGCGGCAACAGGACAGGUACAGAGUGUGCAAUACCCCAAGCAUCUCCGCAGUGGGUCGGGCUCAGCUACAUCAUCACAACGUCUGACAGCUCAGGAUAAGAUAAACCGACAACCACCUCAAUUCACGCCGGGUGGCACUGCUAUGUCGGGAGUUGACGCUAAGCCCAUGCACGGCUUGAACUCUCCUUUCAGCCAGACAGGGAGUACCGGGUCUCCAAUGGCAGGAGCAUUUCCACAAACCAUGCAACCACAGAUGCACAAUGGUGCCGGUCCAACCAGUGGGACUGCUCACAUGAACGGCAACAUACACCAGCCCUAUGUCCCCUUCCCGGAUGGCCAGGCCGGAAACUUUCCCAUGAAUUUUCUGCCCGGAGAUAUGAUGAUCGAGUCUCAGGAUGUCGACAUGAGCAUGCUGGGGCUGGAUAUGAUGCCUUGGUUCGACUCCUCAUACCCAACGCAUGACAUGAUGGGGAUGUUCGAUCCGAACUCGACAGGGGGUGCAGACAACUCAGGAGCUGGAGGCCAGCAGAGACAGCAUUAG
Messenger RNA from Zasmidium cellare ATCC 36951, 3255 nucleotides. RefSeq lists its product as uncharacterized. Lineage: Eukaryota; Fungi; Ascomycota; Dothideomycetes; Mycosphaerellales; Mycosphaerellaceae. Gene Ontology annotation, biological process: DNA-templated transcription; regulation of DNA-templated transcription. The record is from RefSeq and is a predicted model, not a curated record. The coding region runs from base 1 to 3255 and encodes 1084 amino acids. The transcript is spliced from 2 exons. Gene Ontology annotation, molecular function: DNA binding; DNA-binding transcription factor activity, RNA polymerase II-specific; zinc ion binding.